Messenger RNA from Elaeis guineensis (African oil palm), 3092 nucleotides. RefSeq lists its product as uncharacterized. Lineage: Eukaryota; Viridiplantae; Streptophyta; Magnoliopsida; Arecales; Arecaceae. Gene Ontology annotation, biological process: RNA methylation. The record is from RefSeq and is a predicted model, not a curated record. Gene Ontology annotation, molecular function: RNA binding; tRNA (cytidine-N5)-methyltransferase activity.
GCCAAAACCCUGACCCCGAACCCCUUUACUCUCGCUCUCUCGACGAGUCUGAGCCCCACACCUAAAUCCUUCCGCCCCCACUGUCUCCGCAGCCUUUCGCCGCCGGCGAGACCGGAUCCACGGAAGCGCGAGCGCGGCGGUGAUGGGCGGCGGGCAGAAGCGUGGCCGCACGCAGCGGCGGCACUUCAAACAGAACCGGGAAAACGUCUGGAAGCACAACCCCAAGAAGACCCACCUAGAUGGCCCCUCCACCGACGACUCGAACCCCUCGUGGGAGCCCUUCGCCAACCAAAACCCCGGAUUUGAGGAGUACUACAAGGAGCAAGGUAUUGUGCCUGAAGACGAGUGGGAAGAAUUCCUUUCUUUACUCCGGAAACCGCUGCCAGCUGCUUUUAGAAUCAACGCCAGUGGCCAGUUUUUUCCAGACAUUUUAUCACAGCUGGAAAACGACUUUAUGAAAUCCCUGGAGGCUGAGGUUAAUGAUGAACAUGAAAUAGAAGCUAUUAGACCUUUGCCUUGGUAUCCUGGGAAUCUUGCCUGGCAUUUAAAUUUUUCCAGGAUGCAAAUUAGGAAAAACCAGGCACUUGAGAGGUUCCAUGAGUUUCUAAAGCAGGAAAAUGAGGUUGGCAACAUAACAAGGCAGGAAGCUGUUAGCAUGGUACCUCCAUUGUUCUUGGAUGUACUUCCGAAUCACCAUAUUCUUGAUAUGUGUGCAGCUCCUGGAUCCAAAACUUUCCAGUUGCUUGAAAUCAUACACCAAUCGACUCAACCUGGAUUACUGCCCGAUGGGCUGGUAAUAGCAAAUGAUGUUGAUGUUCAAAGAUGCAAUCUCCUCAUCCACCAGACAAAAAGGAUGUGCAGUGCCAACUUGAUAGUAACAAAUCAUGAAGCUCAGCACUUUCCUAGUUGCACUUUAACUAUGGAUUAUAUGGAGACUUUCAGAGGAGGACAAGAGGAACUGAGAGCAAACAUUUUGCAAUUUGAUCGUGUUUUAUGUGACGUUCCUUGCAGUGGUGAUGGUACUCUGCGUAAGGCUCCUGAUAUUUGGAGAAAAUGGAAUGCAGGAAUGGGUAAUGGUCUUCAUCGUCUCCAAGUGGAGAUUGCUAUGCGUGGUAUAGCUUUGCUUAAAGUGGGUGGAAGAAUGGUUUACUCUACUUGCUCAAUGAAUCCAGUUGAAGAUGAGGCUGUUGUAGCUGAGAUUCUUCGGAGAAGUGGAGGGUCAGUUGAGCUUGUCGAUGUCUCAUCUGAGCUACCUGAAUUGAUCCGUCGCCCUGGUCUUAAGACAUGGAAGGUAAAAGAUAAAGGUCUUUGGCUAACUAGUUAUAAAGAUGUCCCUAUCUAUAGGAGGAGUGUGAUAUUACCAAGCAUGUUUUCUUCUAAUCAAAGCUGCGGAGGAAGACCUGUGUCUUGUGAUGGUGCUCAAGAGGAUGUAGAAGUGCUUGGUGGUGCUACUGGGAAGGAGAAUGUUACCAAUCUGAGAAUGAGAGAUCAGGAUUAUGAAAGCAAAGAACAUGAAACUCACUCUGGGAACUUGCAAAAUAAUAAGGUGCAGGCUGACACUGGCGAAAUUGCAAAUAAAAUGCAGGAAGUUUCCAGCAACAAAAGUCCAGCUGCUGAGGAACCAGAUGGCAAUUCCAAAGUUGCAGUUUCAAGUUUUCCACUCGAGCGCUGCAUGAGGAUACUUCCUCAUGAUCAGAACAGUGGAGCAUUUUUCAUUGCUGUUCUUCAGAAGCUAUCACAUUUGCAUGGUAAUUCAGCCAGUCAUACAAAGCAGUCAAAUAAUAUUAGGAAUAAGGUAUCAACAACUGUGGAUUUUAUCUGUAAAGAUGAACAUGAGGCAGAAAUAAAGCCAUCUGAAGAUCUACAUCACCAAGCUGUUGCUGAAGCAGCUUCCAGUGCCAAGUUAAUAGGUGAUCAGUCAAAAAAAAAUUCAAAAACUAAUAGUAUGCAUUCCGAAGUUAGGAACUCAGAGGAAGUGAUUGCUUGUGAUGAUGGGGAGACUGGCCAAGUGGGAAAGAAAGAUGUAAAGGGAAAGUUACAGAUACAGGGCCGGUGGAGAGGGGUUGAUCCUGUUGUACUUUUCACAGAUGAAACUACUAUUAAUAGUAUAAGAUCCUUCUACGGUAUCAAUGAAUGUUUUGCCCUUGAUCGUCACCUUGUGACUCGAAAUAGUGAUGCUAAUCAUGUGAAGAGGAUCUAUUAUAUAUCAAAAUCAGUUCAUGAUGUCCUCCAGCUAAACUUUAGGGUCGGGCAACGGCUUAAGAUAACAUCUCUUGGCCUUAAGAUUUUUGAGAGACAAAAACCAAAGGAUGGCUCAUCACCAUGUUCAUUCCGAUUAUCAUCAGAAGGAUUACCAUUGCUGCUUCCAUACAUCAGCAAACAGAUCUUGUGUGCAUCCUUAGUGGACUUUCAGCACCUUCUACAGUACAGGACCAUCAAAUUCGCAGAUUUCGUUGAUGCCAGCUUUGGUGAGAAGGCUUCAAAUUUGAUGUCAGGUUGCUGCGUGGUGGUGCUUAAUGAAGGAAAUCAAAUAACAGAUAAUAUUGUGGCAGAUGCCUCGACAAUUGCCAUUGUUUGCUGGAAAGGCAAGACUAAUGUGAGCGUCUUAGUCUCGCAAUUGGAUGCUAAAGAACUACUUGAAAGGCUAGCUGUGCGUUUUGGAAGUGAUGGAGGCACACUCUUGGAAGAAAAUGAGACCAAUUCCGAGAUUGAUACAUUAAAAAACUCUGAGGAUGCUGAAUCGACAGAUGGCUUUGAGAUGGUUGAUCAGGAAGGUUUUUGAGCAAAAAGUGAUUAGACAAAUAAUGAGGCAAGAAGAAGAUUUUGGCUUCCGGGAGCCACUACUAUUGGUAUGUAAUCCUGGUUUGUGUAUGUCUUUACAUGAAAUUUUAUUUUUUUGCAAACAAUCGAAAGCCAAGCGUAAGACCGAUACUAUAUAUACAUUAGCCACUCUAAUCGAAAUUUUAGAUUCUCCGGUCUAUGUUGGUUUGUAGAGCUUUCAAUCUUGGUCUUGAUUCCAAAAUGAGGCAAUGAAGAAGAUUUUGGCUUGUGUAAACGGUUAUUCAAUAAUUCAACAGUGAGUGGGUUCUUCA